GGUGGCGCACUUUAUACCCAGACAAGAAAAGGUUAUUAAAGGGAUUAAAUAUUUCCCUCUAUUCUUAAAGAAGGCGAUUGAACUCGGCUUGAGCCGCUGUGACUUGUGCAGAAGAAUUGUUUCUUUUUUUUGGAAUUUCAGUUUAGAUUUUUUUGGAGAAGGAUAAGCGCAGACUGAGUUUGCUUGAGGGAGAGCAGCAGCGCCUGUCUGCAUUAGAGCCUCACGCCACAUCACUCCCCGAGAGGCAGAGCAGCUGGUCUCCGUCAUGGCUAAAGAAGGAGCAGAUAUGACAGAGGAAACCGAGUGCAUGAUAGACAAAAACUCCGCCAAAGAUGCGGGGAGCGUGGAAGCGCCCGGCGGUGGCAAAGAGAUGCGGGCGGUGAUGCUGGCGGGGUUCGGAGGGCUCAACAAACUCCGGGUGACCAAGAAGGCAAUGCCCGAGCCUCAGGAUGGAGAAGUGAAGAUCCGCGUCAAAGCCUGUGGCUUGAAUUUCCUGGAUUUGAUGGUACGUCAGGGGAAUAUUGAUAAUCCGCCCAAACCCCCUCUGGUUCCUGGAUUCGAGUGUUGUGGAAUAGUUGAGUCAGUGGGUGAAAAGACAAAAGGAUUUGAGAUAGGAGACAGAGUUAUGGCUUUUGUCAAUUACAAUGCCUGGGCUGAGGUGGUUUGCACACCGGUGGAUUUUGUCUACAAGAUGCCGGAUGAAAUGACUUUUCCGGAGGCAGCAGCUUUCUCCCUGAACUUUGUGGCGGCCUAUAUGAUGCUAUUUGAGGUUGCCAACCUGCGAGAAGGGAUGUCAGUGUUGGUCCACUCGGCAGGAGGUGGAGUAGGUCAGGCUGUGGCUCAGCUGUGUGCCACGGUGCCUAAAGUAACUGUUUUUGGGAUCGCAUCUUGCUUCAAACACUCAGCCAUCAAAGACUCCGUCACUCACCUUUUUGAUAGAAAUAUCGACUUCAUGCAAGAAGUCAAGAAGAUUUCUCCGGAUGGUGUUGACAUUGUACUGGACUGCCUGUCUGGAGAGAACACCGGGAAAUGUCUGAGUCUCCUAAAACCACUAGGGACUUACAUUCUAUAUGGCGCAUCAAACACGGUAACUGGGGAAACAAAGAGUUUCUUCAGCUUUGCAAAAUCUUGGUGGCAGGUGGAGAAGGUUAAUCCAAUUAAACUUUACGAGGAAAACAAAGUUAUAGCUGGAUUCUCGCUUCUCAACCUCCUCUUCAAACAAGGAGGAUGUAGUCUUGUGAAAAAGGUGAUGGACAAACUCCUGUGUCUUUAUGCUCAGAAGAAGAUCAGGCCUGUAGUGGACUCUCUGUGGGCUUUGGAGGAGGUUAAAGAAGCCAUGCAAAGAAUUCAUGACAGAGGAAAUAUUGGAAAACUCAUCCUGGAUGUUGAAAAGUCUCCCACUCCCCUGAUGGCCAGCGACAGCACAGAGACCAGCGAAGCAGGAGAAGAGGAAGAGGAACCUGAGGGAGAUAACGACAACAAGGAGCGAAUGCCUUUCAUCCAUUAGAGAGAGCACUGUAACAUGCCCGAAAGACUGAAGAAACCACACCUCCUAAAAAGUGUGUAUAUUUGUCUGCAUGUGCUGCAUGCAUUACUGUAUGCACAGUACACAUUAGUGCCUGUUUGUCUGUUAUCUAGUGCCUGUCAAAUGGUCGCUCAAGCAAAGAGUAGAGGAAGAGUAGCAACCUGCUUGUGAAGUCAGUUAAAGAUUGAUUCUGAAGCCAGUGUUACAGUCUCUGCUGCACUAUGAUGCCGUGUGAACAUGUUUGUGUGCAUUUUAGCGUUAACUGCAUUAGCAGGUAGUCUGCUCAAAAAAAUACGCAGAAAAAGCAUCUGAAGCUGUCCUUUUGCUGGUAAAAUGCAUACAUGUUUUUGUCGUGAUAAAGCAAAUCAAAACUCAGUUUUUAAGCAACUUAAUUGGUACCAGUUGUAGCAAACAUUUGAAAAAGAUCAGAAGAAACAGCUCCAAUGCCUUAAUGUGUCUUAGCAAAGGAGUUGUUCAGUCAUUGAUGGGCAAACCAGAGGCAUGACAGGUUUUACAUGCAAAAGCCACAUUUCCAUUCUUUCAUGGACUUCUUUGAAAUACUCUGCAGGGAAGGACAUGUAGGUCGAUAAAACUUAACUUUUUUGCAUGAAUCUGCUGUAGAUAUUUAUCACAUUAUGAGACGAUUUAAUCGUAGAUGCCAUAAAUAAAUGUAGCUGUAUGUAAUGAUGCUUGCUUUGGCAUUAUUACCAAAAAGUUAAAGCAGCAUGCUUCAUCCGUUCAUCUCAGUCUCUUUUAUGACUUUCUUCAAGCAAACGUUUUAUUUUAGCGUGCUCAGUAAUUGCAAGUUAUUAACUUCUUAUGUUCUCAAACUUUUUUUUUGAGUCCCCUAAGAAAUAAUUGACACUUUCCCCUCCUUCUUUUGCUAAAAUCACAUUUUUAUAAAACUGGAAGUUAGACUGCUCUUGUUGCUUCAUUUCCCCUCUUUUAGUAGCAGCUUUUGAGCAAUUAGUGCUUUUGAGACCAUUUAAACAAAUUCAUUUUUAAACUACACGGAAGUGUUAUAAUUCUAUUAAUACCUUUUUUAAUUGAGUUAACAUGCUAACAGUGUUUAUCAAAGUGUGUGUAGAAAUCUGAGAUUGAUAUUUUAAGAAAACUUGUGCCUUCUAAGGAAUAAGCAUUUAAUAUUACAAAUCCUGCCAGUGUGUGAUUUUACAUUAUAUAAACAUUAGGAAUAUUUUAGAAUAAAACAUAUAGGCUAAUAUCCAAAUAAAAGUGCAGCAUAUUAGCUAGAAAUGACUUAUAAAAACAGGAGAAAGUGCCAUAAGGAGCCUUUGCAGUAUCAAUAUAUCAUACAGAUGAAGCCCAAUGCAAACCAGAAAUGUUGAUUAUGGUGGAACUUUAUAUUGUAAAUGUUUGUGCUGCACCAUUUGUGCACCAUAUCUUCUCAAUAGCGAGGAUGUUGUUGCAAAACUGCCCCUGCGACUCUGUUGAAACGAGGAUCUUGUUUUUUUGGUCAUUUCCUCUUUUGACUCCACCUGAUGCAACCAACUAACCUCACAUUUGUUCUUCAGCAUUACUAAAGUCACCAAACCUGACAUGUUUAUAUGCUUUUGUCCCUAUUACCAGCAAUUUGGAAAUUUGAAACAAAAGAAACUUCUGGUGUUUUUUUUGUAAAUCAAAUCUUUUCUAAUGUCAUUUCAGCACCAUCCUCUGAUAGCAAGGAGACCCAAAUGCAUUGAGAGUGUGUUAAAAAAUAAGCCUUGGUGCUGUAGGGGCAGAUGGUAGAAAAAACAAAACCGGAACAGGUCACAGAGCUAAAACGCAGAGAGUUUUUGGUCUGACAUUGAAACUUUGAAAUGAGGAAACAAAAUAACUGCUGUGUAUUAGUGAUGGGGCAUGAAACUUACAGGUCAACAACAAAACCAAGAUGAAUCACUGACAUGCUGUAACGCUAAAAGAAACAUCCUGAGACAAAAUGCAUAACAAGGAUAUGGAACGAAACUGAACUCAUAAAACUCACCAAUCCACAAACUUUAAUACUCUGUUUUUGUAAAUUAAAAUUGUGUAGUUAAAAACAUAACAAUUUAGAAUCAAUUUUUCUCAAACCUAAAAAAAAAAAUGUCUUGAAUACCUUGAAAUGCUGUUCUUUCUCCAAAUUCAGAGUAUCCUGACGGCUGUGAACUGUAAGAAAGAUUUGGUUUAUAACCCAAAAUGCCAUUUUAACUUUCACUGGCCUAGCAAACCUUAGUGUACUAUAAACUACUUCACACAGAAAAUAAAUUUAAAACGUGUUUUGCUUUAUUAUUAUGUUUUUUAAGCUUCUGCUUUACAAAAAACUCUGAAAUCUAAAAAUAAACCAUUGUUCAUUUAAUUCACAGAAGUGAGUAAGAAAGAUAAGACAGUGUUGCUUAUUAAUAUGAUCAAAUGAUCUUGAUAUAGUACUGACACUUGAAAUACACUUGAAGUUCAAAGCCUUUACCAUCGUGUGUGUGUGUGCUAAUGUGUGUGCAAAUGCGUUUCAGAUGUCUUUGGUUUACCUGCUGUGUAUUUUUUGUCACAGCUUUUGUUGUGUACUCUCUAUUCACUUUGAAUAAAAUUCAUCUGCAAAGUAUAG
This is a messenger RNA of Oryzias melastigma (Indian medaka), 4100 nucleotides long. RefSeq names its product vesicle amine transport 1-like (gene vat1l). The transcript is spliced from 9 exons. Gene Ontology annotation, molecular function: oxidoreductase activity. Bases 266 to 1507 code for a protein of 413 amino acids. Lineage: Eukaryota; Metazoa; Chordata; Actinopteri; Beloniformes; Adrianichthyidae. The record is from RefSeq and is a predicted model, not a curated record.